AUGGCGGUCGACUCGCAAGAAGCCAUCCGCCUGGCGUUCCUUCUCGAGCCAGGCCACAACCACUGGCAGCACGUGUCAGGAGUGGGCUACGCCGAUUUCCGCGCCUUCCUGCGCGCCCAGCGGGACACGUGGCGGCAGGAGCGCGAGGCAAGCAGGGAGGAGGAGUGGCGCGCAGCACCCACAGCGCCCCAUGCUGACGUGGCUCCUCCAGAAGCUGAUGCAGGGCAGAAGGCUCAAGGGAAGGUCGAUAUGGGGGAGGUUAGCAUGGGGGAGGAGGUUGAUACGGGGAAGGCUGGUAUCGGGGAGGUUGUAGGGGAGUUGGGAACGGUUCAGGCAGACGGGAUGACAGUGGCUGAUGUCCCUGCUGCUGUAGCAGCAGCACUUGGAAAGCCAGAACCUGCGCAAGUUACUCAACCAGCAACAACCGCGCAUGUUGCUGCUGCAUCCUCUAAAGCUGCUGCUCCCACUUCUGAUGGGCCUGAGGAGCAGAGGGAAAGCGGAAUAGAGGAGGAGGUGGCGAUACGGAUCAGCGCAGCCAGUGGCGCAGGUGCUGCUGGUGUAUCUUCUGAUGCGCGCACGGACAGGGAGAGAGGGGACGAGGAAGGUGGGAAUGAAGUUGCAUCAUCAUCAUCCGCAGCAGUGGAGGAGGAAGAAGAGGAGGAAGUAGGAGUAAAGAGACGAGACGGAGGAGCGGGGUUGGCAGCUUCAGCAGCAGCAGCAGAUGUAGCAGCAGAAAAUCAAAGGGACAAGAAGGAACAGCAGGGCAGCAAGCACAAGGACGGCAAGCAGGACGAGAGCAAGCACAAGGACGGCAAGCAGCCGCCGUCCCCUCCGGCCCUCCCUGCUGGCUUCACCUCCUCCAUCUGCAGCGUUCCCCCAGAAGCUUCUCGGAACGUUCUUCCUCCUCCUCCUCCUCGGCCUGGGGCAGCAGGGGAAGCGGAGGGGAAGAAGGGUGCGAGGAGAGGGAGUGAAGGGGCAGGGAGCGAGGGGGGUGCGGGGAAGGCGCUGGAGAGGAGGAGAUCGGCAGGGGAGGCGGUGGCAGGGAGGGGGAGUGGGGAGGUGGGCCCACCUGUGCGCAUGUGUGCUGUCUUCGAUGAUUGCCUCGCUUCAGUGAACAAGGUGCAGUUCGCCCGGCACCACUCGGAUCUGCUUGCUCGCGUGCACGGGGGCAACGUGUCAAGCCAACUGAACAAGGUGCAGUUCGCCCGGCACCACCCUGACCUGCUCGCCUACGGGGCAGCGGACGGCACGCUCCGGCUGUGCUAUGUGCCGUGCAGCCGGGGGGGCAAUAAGUCAGGUGGCGCAGGGGGGAAGCGGGGCGCUGCGAGUGUAGCUCGAGUGAAGCACGAGCUUAAAGGGCACACCAAGGAGGUGACUGGAGAGAGGGGUGCUGUGAGCGUGGCGCGAGUGAAGCACGAGCUCAAGGGACACACCAAGGAGGUCACUGAUUCACAUUGGGUGCACGACGGGCAGAGCCGGUGCAGCAAGAGGAUGAGUCUGCAGGCAGUCUGUGUGCUCCACUCCACUCUCUCCACCUAUGAGCAAUCUUAUUCUCUUGCUGCACCUGCCCGCCAUUCAUCCCAUCCCACCCACGUGGCAGACUUUGCUUGGUCGACAGACGACGACUACAUGUGCUCGUCGUCGGCGGACAAGAGUGUGCGCGUGUGGGACGUGGGUCUCAUCUCUUGCUGCACCCGCCCGCCCAUCCAUCCCACCCACCCACCCGUGCACACAUCCAUCCACGUGGCAGACUUUGAUUGGUCCACGGAUGACGACUACCUGUGCUCGUCGUCGGCGGACAAGAGUGUGCGCGUGUGGGACGUGGGGUCGGGGCAGUGCCUGCGCAUCAUCUACACAGUCAUUCCACAGACCUGCAUCAUCUUCCACCCGGAUGGACGGGGCAUGAAUGUGUCAGUGCUCUCAUGCAUGAAUGUGGCAGUGCUCUCAUGCAUGAAUGUGGCAGUGCUCUCAUGCAUGAAUGUGGCAGUGCUCUCAUGCAUGAAUGUGGCAGUGCUCUCAUGCAUGAAUGUGGCAGUGCUCUCAUGCAUGAAUGUGUCAGUGCUCUCAUGCAUGAAUGUGUCAGUGCUCUCAUGCAUGAACCAAAACAACAACUUCCUGGUGGUGGCGAACAGCAAGAGGGAGCUAACGGUGAUGAACUUCAGCACGGGGCGAGUGGUGAGCCGCGUGGCCAUGGACAGCAACGUCACUGCCCUCGUCGCUGAUCGGACCACCAUCGCCUCCUCUGCAGCAGCUGGUUCUGCCACCACCAGCGGCAGCAGCGGUGGAGGAGGCGGAGGAGGAGCGACGAGCAAGGCUGGAGCAGCGGCGGCGGCGGGAAGCGGUGGGUUUGGAGGGGGAGCAGGGGAGGCGGACAGUGUGGUGUUUGUGGGGGACAGUGAGGGCGCCAUUCACAGCUUCACAGUGGACAAGCAGUCGGGCGCUCUGCUGCGCCGCCACAAGACCGUUGCUGGCGUCGUGCACCCGGCGCCAGUGGCUUCUCUGCACUACAGCCCGACAUCCGUGCUGGCGAAUGGGCCGGUGCUCCUGGCAUGCAGCAAGGAUGGCUGCGUGCGCUUCUACACCACCGCUCUGGAGCUGAACGGCUAUCUCUUCCUCAAACACUCCCUGCAUGUCUCCUAUUAUCUCAACCUCUAUGGCACUCUCUUUACCCACUCCAUCCUUUCGUCUUCCUCACAACCCACCAGCACUGCACUGGAGCUCAACGGAUAUCUCUUCCUCAAGAUAUCGCUGCAGCUCUCCUCGCGGGCCACCAACAUGAACGCUGCCUUCUGCCCCCCGCUUGGGCCCUCCGGGUCGGGGGAAUACAUCGUGACGGGCAACGCCGACCAUCACGUGUACUUCUACGACUUCAUGAAGCCUCGCAGUCCACUCGUGGCGCGCAUUCCUGGACACAAGGCGAUGGUGGUGGAUGUGAGUUGGAACAACAGCAACACUGUGCUUGCCUCCUGUGACUGCGAUGGGGUGGUGGCACUGUGGCAGCGGCGCAUCAAAGCAGGCAAGGCAACGCCUGUGCGUCGUGACUCGUUCCUUCCCUGUGAUGAUACUGGAGGACAUCCAAGCAAUACGGUGUUAAACAACACGAUACGAGCAGGAGUUCUAGACAAGGAUUCGCUACUACUACUCGACGGCAGAGAACUUCAACGUGCACGAGGGACUUGCCUCAUCUGCCCCGAAGCCGACUUACCCCAUCGACCGUUCUCCUCUCACCACAACCCGAGCGCACCUGCAUACGCACCACUCGAGAAAGUUUACAGCGACAUCCUCUACAAUCGAGAACCAGGACAAGUCACCUACAAUUACACGAUCACCUUCAUCGACGCCGCCACUCGAUACGUCUGGCAUCACAACCUACCCAGCCGCGACAUGGCACUCGCAGCAUUCGCCGCUUGGCUACCGGUAGCAGAGAGGGAAUCAGGAACACAACUGAAAAGCUUCCAGUCAGACGGAGGAGGAGAGUACACCUCUCAGCGCUUCAAGCAGUACCUGGCGGAAAGAGGGAUCAAGCAACUCCUCUCCCUUCCCUACGCACAUCAGCAGCAAGGAGUAGCAGAAAGAAUGAACAGGACUCUGCAGAACAGCAUGCGCAAACUGCUACGUGGCAUGCGGCUACCCAACCACCAGUGGCCUGCAGCAAUGGAACAUGCUGUCAUGCUGCACGACUUGUUGUCGUCGUCGUCACUCCCGAACAACGCCUCACCGCAUCUGCUGUGGACAGGGAAGCUGGGCAGCACAAAAAUGUUACGAGUUUUCGGAUGCAUGGUACAGUACAGACCCCCAGAAGCACGAGCGGGAAGAUUUUCACAACGGGCACAGUGGGGACUACACCUCGGCAUUGAGAAACAUUACAACGCGUGGAAAAUCUUCGACGUCCACACAAAGGAAACAGUAGCAGCACGUGAUGUGAUCUUCUACGAGCGACUCACCCUUCAGACGUACCUCGCCAACUUGCACGAGAAUCCGGACCUCACAGGUAGCUUUCGUGGUGACCGAGCCUUCGCCUCAGCAGCGGACGAAGCAGACUGGGAUGAACAGAACGUCGACAACGCAUCGGAAGAAGCCGGACCUCUCCCGUACUGCUCCGUCGACGUGCCCAUGGACGAAGAAAAUCCUCGCGACAGUAACAACGCCGAAGUCUUCUAUCACUUCGCCGACAACGGUUACGUAACACCUGCGACAGUCAACACAAAUGAAGCAGAAAGGAUAGGGCCAAAUUUCAUACCCGAUCCAGAAGCAGGAGACGAAGCAGCUUAUCCAGAGGAUACAACACUCCCCCGAUACUCACAGACUGGGCUGCAAAUCCUUGGUCUCGUCACCGCAGUCCACGGGAACACAGGCAGCACGCUUCCUAAAGAGCCUGCGACGGUUCAGCAGGCUCUGGGGGGGGAACACAGGGAGAAAUGGCGUGAAGCCAUGGACAAAGAGCUGAAGGCACUGGAGGAGCGCAACACCUGGAAGGUCGUUCCCGCAAGCGUGGCACGGAACAAGACCAUUCUUACCGGGAAAUGGGUCUUCCGCAUCAAGAUGAAAGCUGACGGCACAAUCGAGAAGUUCAAAGCACGCUGGGUCGUGCGUGGAUUCGACCAGGAGCAAGGACGAGACUUCACCGAAACAUUCGCCCCAGUCAGUCGACAUACCUCUCUCCGAAUCCUUCUCGCCGUCGCCGCCAUGAAGAAGAAGAAGCUGCGACAAAUCGAUGUUGCCAACGCAUUCCUCUACGCACCCGUCGACGCCGAAAUCUUCGUCGAACUCCCACACGGCACUCACGGAAAUCCUAAUCAGAUCUGCCAACUACUGAAAUUGCUCUACGGAAUCAAACAAGCCCCGCGUCUGUGGCAACAGCACCUACACACCCGCCUCACUCGCAUCGGAUUCCGCCAACUGCCUCACGACCAAGGAAUGUACCGCCUCACCAAAGGCGCAGACUACAUCCUACUAAUCGUCUAUGUCGACGACUUGCUCUACAUCGGCUCCACCGACGACGUCACCACCUGGUUCGAAGGGGAGCUGCAGAAAGACCUCACGCUCACGGUCUCUUCUACCGUGACCCAGUACCUCGGGCUCAACAUCCGCGAAGAAGAAAAUGCGAUCUACCUAAGCGCCGAGAAAUACGCCAACACCAUCGCCAAACGUUUUUCACUCACACCUACCGCCAUCGCCACACCAUACCGCUACACGGCAGGAAACGACAAGGGAAAUUCCGCUCCACUCAAAGCUGCCGGAAUACGAGACUACCAAAGGAAACUGGGCUGCCUUCUCUUCGCAGCUGUCACCUGUCGCCCGGAUCUAUCCUACUCCGCAAGCCAACUCGCCACCUAUCUCAAGAAAUCCGAAGCAAAGCAUCUGGCGGAGCUUGAUCGCGCACUACACUACUUCGUGAGCACACCGACGAUCGGCCUGACUUACUACAAAGGCAAAGCUACGACGACGAAACUAAUCGGCUACGUCGAUGCUGACCAUGCCGGCGAUUCUGAUAACAGGCGCUCUCGCACUGGCUACGUCUAUCGUCUCGAGCCUAUCGGACCUAUCUCCUGGCAGUCGAGUAAGCAGGAACUAAUCGCUCUCUCUUCAGCUGAAGCAGAAUAUAUCGCCCUCUGUUCAGCCACCAAGGAAUGA
Messenger RNA from Closterium sp. NIES-65, 5634 nucleotides. The record is from the annotation of a GenBank genome assembly. Lineage: Eukaryota; Viridiplantae; Streptophyta; Zygnematophyceae; Desmidiales; Closteriaceae.